GGGACUGCUGGCCUCGCUGGCGUGGACGUUUUUGGGUGGCGCGUUGGUCCUCACUCCCGGAACUGUGCUGGGAAGGAUGGUGCGGAGACUGGGGCUCACUUCCGCACCGUUGUAGCACCCGGGGUAGGGUGUUGAGUCCGUGGGAGCUGCCCCACGCGGCCUCGUCCUGCCAACGGUCGGAUGGCAGAGGCGAAGGACGCAGCGCAGAUGUUGGUGACCUUCAAGGAUGUGGCUGUGACCUUUACCCAGGAGGAGUGGAGACAGCUGGACCUGACCCAGAGGACCCUGUACCGAGAGGUGAUGCUGGAGACCUGUGGGCUCCUGGUUUCACUAGGGCAUCGGGUUCCCAAACCAGAGUUGGUCCACCUGCUAGAGCAUGGGCAGGAGCUGUGGACAGUGAAGAGAGGCCUCUCACACCCUACCUGUGCAGGUGACAGAACACAAGUUCAUACCAGAGAGCCAACCACUUACCCACCAGUCUUAUCUGAGCGGGCCUUUCUCCGGGGAAGCCUGACUCUGGAAUCUUCAACCUCAAGUGACUCGAGGCUGGGGAGAUCUAGGGAUAAGGAAGGGCUUUUGAAAAUGACACCAGAGACAGACCUCCACAAGGAGACCCAUCCUGGGAAAGCGAGCCUUGAAGGUGAAGGUUUGGGGACAGAUGAUGGUCUGCACUCCAGGGCAUUACAAGAGUGGUUAUCAGCAGAUGUUCUCCAUGAAUGUGACUCACAGCAACCAGGGAAAGAUGCCUUGAUUCAUGCAGAGACAAACCCCUACAAAUGCAAGCAGUGUGGGAAAGGUUUUAACAGGAAGUGGUAUCUUGUUCGACAUCAGAGGGUUCACACUGGAAUGAAACCCUAUGAAUGCAACGCGUGUGGGAAAGCCUUUAGCCAGAGCUCAACUCUCAUUCGGCACUACCUCAUCCACACUGGGGAGAAACCAUACAAGUGCCUUGAGUGUGGAAAGGCCUUCAAACGCAGGUCGUACCUCAUGCAGCACCAUCCAAUCCACACUGGAGAGAAACCCUAUGAGUGCAGUCAAUGUCGAAAGGCCUUCACCCACCGGUCUACUUUCAUUCGCCAUAACAGGACCCACACUGGAGAAAAACCCUUUGAGUGCAAAGAAUGUAAGAAAGCCUUUAGCAAUAGGGCCCACCUAAUUCAACACUACAUCAUCCACACUGGAGAGAAACCAUAUGAUUGCAUGGCGUGUGGAAAGGCCUUCAGAUGCAGCUCAGAACUCAUACAGCACCAGCGGAUUCACACUGGGGAGAAGCCCUAUGAAUGCACCCAGUGUGGGAAGGCCUUUCACCGGAGCACAUACCUCAUUCAGCACUCUGUCAUCCACACUGGGGAGAUGCCCUACAAGUGUAUCGAGUGUGGGAAGGCCUUCAAACGCAGGUCACACCUUCUGCAGCACCAAAGAGUCCAUACAUGAGAGAACCCUAUUGUUGCAAUGAAUAUAGCAAAGCCUUCACCCACUGUUCUUAUCAUUCAUAAUGGGACCCACACGGGAGGAAGAAGCCCUUCGAGUGCAAAGAAUGUCAGGAAACUUCAUUUUUUUCCUCAGCUCUUUCUUAACUAACACAUGAGCAGUCACUUUGGAGAGAAACCCUGUGAAUACAGUGAAUGUAAGGAUCCCUUCAGUCACCACUCAGUUCUCACUCACUGCAGAAGGAUUCAUGCCAGAGGGAAAUGUGGAAGGCACUCCAUCAACAUCAGAGGACUCAGGCUGGAGAAACAUUCCAAAUAUAACUCUUAAGGACAGUCUUUGGCCAGAGAAAAAAUCUUACUGUCCGAGCAUCAUAAUGAAAAGUUACUACAUAAUUGUCAUUGAUGUGAGAAAACUUUCUGUGACCAGUUUGUCACUUACUUGUCCUAUAAAGAGCCAUGCUGGAAUUUGACCCACCUCGGGAUUUACUCUAUGAACUUAUGAAAACCUUCAGUCACAGGACAGAGUGCAGUUUCCUUUCCCCUGGGAAGGAGAGUUGACUCUUGAGGACCACCACCCUCCUGCAUCCUUUCUCUGGAAGGCUGCAUGUAUUGUAGCUGUGGCUGUACUUGUACCUAAGGCCCUGGAUUCAAGAGAGUUGGAGAAAUCCCUCUAGAAACAUAUUGGCUGUCAUCAAAGGGUUCUUUCCAGGCCUGAGGACCUAGGCCCCAGUUUGUCCCAAAGCAGGAGUGAUGUUUUCCAUGGGAUAAAGGACACCCUGGGGUUUUUCUUAGCUUUCAACUCUUUCUGUACAGUCUUAAAGCGUUUGGUAAAAGGAUCUACUAUGAACUUGCUGCUGUGAUAGACAAGAAUCUCAUGAGACACCUGUCAUUUAGCUCCAUGGCCACUCACUGUUGUGUUCAUAUUUGGAAGAGUAGGAUGCAGUGGAUGGCUGGGCUAGGGGUCCUGCCUUUGAGCAGGGAAGGAACUUACUGUCUAGUAUAGGAAAAACACAUGAGAACAGGUGCAAUAUAUUGACCUAAACUUGUUUAGCACCCAUUUUUAAGUCAAUAAAAGUUGUGAACUUCA
Rhinopithecus roxellana (golden snub-nosed monkey) is the source of this 2517-nucleotide messenger RNA. It is a transcript of the gene ZNF550, whose product is annotated as zinc finger protein 550. Lineage: Eukaryota; Metazoa; Chordata; Mammalia; Primates; Cercopithecidae. The record is from RefSeq and is a predicted model, not a curated record. The transcript is spliced from 5 exons. Bases 181 to 1434 code for a protein of 417 amino acids. Gene Ontology annotation, molecular function: DNA-binding transcription factor activity, RNA polymerase II-specific; RNA polymerase II cis-regulatory region sequence-specific DNA binding. Gene Ontology annotation, biological process: regulation of transcription by RNA polymerase II.